This is a messenger RNA of Haemonchus placei, 318 nucleotides long. The record is from the annotation of a GenBank genome assembly. Lineage: Eukaryota; Metazoa; Nematoda; Chromadorea; Rhabditida; Trichostrongylidae.
GCCCUUUCAUCCUUGUCCGAAAUGGCACCUGGAACGUAUUUUAAAAAUGUCAUCGACGAUAACACCUGUAAACCUGAAAAGGUCACCAAGGUUAUCCUGACCAGUGGCAAGCAUUGGAUUGCACUUGAAAAAGAACGGGAUGAACGUGGUCUCAAGGAUACGGUAGCAAUAGUUCGCCUCGAGAGCCUCUGUCCGUUCCCUGUGCAGGACCUGCGCGCAGUACUUGAACGCUAUCCCAAAGCAAAGAGUGCUCAGAUGGUAUCAGCAGUAAACACCAUUGCCGUGGCUCCGACGGGCCAGCUGUAUUUUGCCGCUUAA